Molecule: messenger RNA, 2776 nt
Organism: Canis lupus familiaris (dog)
Lineage: Eukaryota; Metazoa; Chordata; Mammalia; Carnivora; Canidae
Gene: VPS16
Product: VPS16 core subunit of CORVET and HOPS complexes
Exons: 24
Coding region: 103-2622 (839 amino acids)
Biological process (GO): vacuole fusion, non-autophagic; endosomal transport; intracellular protein transport
Cellular component (GO): HOPS complex; lysosomal membrane; endosome
Molecular function (GO): actin binding
Source: RefSeq, a predicted model, not a curated record
CCUCGCCACGUGACCCGGACGGGCGGAAGCGGAAGUGCCGGCCCGGAGCCCGUGCUAGGCGGGUGUCCCCUCGGCGCUGCUCAGCCGCCGCCUGCACCAGCCAUGGACUGCUACACGGCAAACUGGAACCCGCUCGGGGACUCUGCCUUUUACCGGAAAUAUGAGUUGUACAGCAUGGACUGGGACCUGAAGGAGGAACUCAGGGACUGCUUGGUAGCUGCUGCGCCCUAUGGAGGCCCUAUUGCUCUAUUGAGGAACCCAUGGCGGAAGGAGAAGGCUACAAGCAUACGGCCAGUGCUUGAGAUCUACUCUGCUUCUGGCCUGCCUCUGGCCAGUCUGCUGUGGAAGAGUGGGCCCGUGGUGUCCCUCGGCUGGUCAGCUGAGGAGGAGCUGCUCUGCGUGCAGGAAGAUGGUGUAGUACUGGUUUACGGACUUCAUGGUGACUUCCGGAGACACUUCAGCAUGGGCAAUGAGGUGCUCCAGAACCGAGUUCUAGAUGCCCGGAUCUUCCAUACUGAGUUUGGUUCAGGGUUGGCCAUCCUCACCGGGGCCCACCGCUUCACCCUCAGUGCCAACGUGGGAGAUCUUAAGCUUCGCCGGAUGCCAGAGGUGCCAGGUCUGCAGAGUGCACCCUCAUGCUGGACCACACUGUGCCAGGACCGAGUUGCACACAUUCUUCUGGCUGUGGGGCCUGAUCUUUACCUCCUCGACCACGCAGCCUGCUCCGCAGUGACGCUCCCUGGCCUGGCCCCAGGAGUGAGCAGCUUCCUGCAGAUGGCUGUCUCCUUCACCUACCGACAUCUGGCACUCUUCACAGACACAGGCUACAUCUGGAUGGGGACAUCAUCACUCAAGGAGAAGCUGUGUGAGUUCAACUGCAACAUCCGGGCCCCCCCGAAGCAGAUGGUCUGGUGCAGCCGUCCUCGCAGCAAAGAGAGGGCUGUCGUGGUGGCAUGGGAGAGGCGUCUAAUGGUGGUGGGUGAUGCACCCGAGAGCAUCCAAUUUGUGCUGGAUGAAGACUCCUACCUGGUGCCUGAGCUGGAUGGGGUCCGCAUCUUCUCUCGUAGCACCCACGAGUUCCUGCAUGAGGUUCCAGUGGCCAGCGAGGAGAUCUUCAAAAUUGCCUCAAUGGCCCCCGGGGCACUGUUGUUGGAGGCCCAGAAAGAGUAUGAGAAAGAGAGCCAAAAGGCAGAUGAGUACCUACGGGAGAUCCAGGAGCUGGGCCAGCUGACCCAGGCCGUGCAGCAGUGCAUUGAGGCUGCGGGACAUGAGCACCGGCCAGACAUGCAGAAGAGUCUGCUCAGGGCGGCCUCCUUUGGAAAGUGUUUCCUCGACAAAUUUCCACCUGACAGCUUCGUGCGCAUGUGUCAGGACCUGCGUGUGCUAAAUGCCAUUCGGGACUAUCACAUCGGAAUCCCCCUCACUUAUAGCCAAUAUAAGCAGCUCACCAUCCAGGUGCUGCUGGACAGGCUUGUGUUGCGGAGGCUUUACCCCCUGGCGAUUCAGAUUUGCGAGUACCUGCGCCUUCCUGAAGUGCAGGGUGUCAGCAGGAUCCUGGCCCACUGGGCCUGCUAUAAGGUGCAACAGAAAGACGUGUCUGACGAGGAUGUUGCUCGGGCCAUUAACCAGAAACUGGGGGACACACCAGGCGUCUCUUACUCUGACAUUGCUGCACGGGCCUAUGGAUGUGGCCGCACAGAGCUGGCCAUCAAGCUGCUGGAGUAUGAGCCACGCUCUGGGGAGCAGGUACCCCUUCUCCUAAAGAUGAAGAGGAGCAAACUGGCACUGAGCAAGGCUAUCGAGAGUGGGGACACUGAUCUGGUGUUCACGGUAUUGCUGCACCUGAAGAAUGAGCUCAACCGAGGAGAUUUUUUCAUGACUCUUCGGAACCAGCCCAUGGCCCUGAGUUUGUACCGACAAUUCUGCAAACAUCAGGAGCUAGAGACACUGAAGGACCUUUACAAUCAGGAUGACAACCACCAGGAGCUGGGCAGCUUCCACAUCCGAGCCAGCUAUGCUGCAGAGGAGCGUAUUGAGGGGCGAGUCGCAGCUCUGCAGACAGCAGCCGAUGCCUUCUACAAGGCCAAGAAUGAGUUUGCAGCCAAGGCCACGGAGGAUCAAAUGCGGCUCCUGCGGCUGCAGCGGCGCCUGGAAGAUGAGCUGGGGGGCCACUUCGUGGACUUGUCUCUGCACGACACAGUCACCACCCUCAUCCUGGGCGGCCACAGCAAGCGUGCAGAGCAGCUGGCACGUGACUUCCGCAUUCCGGACAAGAGGCUCUGGUGGCUGAAGCUGACCGCCCUGGCAGAUCUGGAAGAUUGGGAGGAGCUAGAAAAAUUUUCUAAGAGCAAGAAAUCGCCCAUUGGCUACCUGCCCUUUGUCGAGAUCUGCAUGAAGCAGCACAACAAGUAUGAGGCCAAGAAGUAUGCCUCCCGAGUGGGUCCCGAGCAGAAGGUCAAGGCCUUGCUUCUCGUUGGGGAUGUGGCUCAGGCUGCAGAUGUGGCCAUUGAGCACCGGAACGAAGCAGAGCUGAGCCUCGUAUUGUCCCACUGCACUGGAGCCACAGAUGGGGCUACAGCCGACAAAAUUCAGCGGGCUAGGGCACAAGCCCAGAAGAAGUGAGGGACUCCCCCAGCACAUCUCCUUGAGCCCUAGGCUUGGCAGAAGCAUCACUGCUCAUCCAGCUUCUUCAGAGCCGAGCUGAGCUGAGAAGUUGGGGUGGGGUGGGAGCCAAGGGUCUGGUUGUAAAUAAAGUUGGGACAUUUUAGAGUGCUUA